Solanum pennellii is the source of this 1267-nucleotide messenger RNA. Its product is annotated as nucleoside-triphosphatase THEP1. Gene Ontology annotation, molecular function: ribonucleoside triphosphate phosphatase activity. NCBI's taxonomy places the organism in Eukaryota, Viridiplantae, Streptophyta, Magnoliopsida, Solanales, Solanaceae. The transcript has 6 exons. The coding region runs from base 114 to 692 and encodes 192 amino acids. The record is from RefSeq and is a predicted model, not a curated record.
AGAUGAAAUAAAGGCUAGAACCAAUUUAUUUGGGUCUGGCUCGGGUUUUCCCGGUUCCGAACCGUCUAUAAACCAUUAAUUUUCCGGUGAGGGGAAAAAACUCCGGCAAGAAAAUGGCAGCUGCCGGAAAAUGCUUCCUUGUAACUGGCCCUGCUGGUAUUGGUAAGACAACGUUGAUAGUCAGAGUACUUGAAACUCUCAGAAAUUCAAAUCCUAAUUUGAAAGUUCAAGGGUUCUACACUCGUGAGAUUAGAGAAGGAACUGAGAGGAUUGGAUUUGAGGUUGUGACGCUUGAUGGACGUACAGGGCUUCUUGCUUCUAACAAAAUCUCGAGCGCGCAGUCUCUUAGAUGGCCCACCGUGGGAAGAUACAGGGUAGAUGUUGCAUCAUUUGAGUCGUUGGCAUUACAAGAGUUGCAGGUAAGGGAAGAUACCGAUCUCUUCAUCAUCGAUGAAAUUGGGAAGAUGGAGCUCUACAGUUCCUUAUUCUUUCCAGCUGUACUUAAGGUCCUUCAAUCUAAUAUCCCACUAUUGGCUUCUAUCCCCAUUACAAAAGUAGGCCGAGAUAUACCUGGAGUUGCGAGGAUGAAGAAUCAUCCAGGAGCUAGAGUUUUUACACUUGAUGCAAAUAACAGGGAUGCGAUGAGAGAACAAAUAUGCUCCAUGUUAGCAGAUGUGCUGCAAAAGCCUUAGACAUCGAAGAGCAUACUCUUCCAGCUAAUGUUGUAAUUGCUCCUCCUGGUAAAUCAUUAAUCUUCCAGUAACUUACCUUCAUUAUUUUGUUCUUCGGAGAUACACUAUUCAAGAAGACAAGUCCCCUGAAAAUCUCCAAAACACUUUGAAGACCACUUGGUGGCGUAGAACAAUUGCUGAGAGAGGAAUUUCGAAGACGAGAGAGAAAAAAUGGAGCGAUGUUUUUCUAUAACGCGUUGCUGGUCAAUUCUAACUAGUCUCAAUCUAACUUUUCUGAAGCUUCCUUUAAUUUAUUUUCUGUGUUAGUAUGGUGUACUGAAAGAAGACAGUGUGCUGUUUAAUUAUAUAGAUUGUGAAAAACUGAUCCAGUCCUUCAUUGAACUCCGUGCAUAGCGGAAGUUUAGUAUGUCAGACUACUUUUUUUUUUAAAAAACAUUUGUUGUAUUGAGUUCCUCCAAUCAUGGUUGGAAACUUGUAGCCUUCUUCGACCGCCUUGACAACCUUGAUGGUUAGAAGAUGACUUGAAGGACUGAAAAAGAAAGAAACAACAAUAACAACAUUAGCAAUUUGUAUUA